UCACGUUGAUAGCCGAGGCCGCCAUGCCUCCUGUGGCGGCAGUAGCCACUAUGGCGGACGAUCUCGAGCCGCAGUCGCUCAAGAAGCUAGUUUUAAGAUCGCUGAAGCGCACGUACGAGUUCUUCGACUCGCAACAAAAAAUCGAUGCCAUUGUUCGCGACCCAACCAGCCGUGCAAUUCGGCAAUCAGUGAAGAUCCGCGACGAGUAUCAAGUCGUGCGCCAUCUCCCCCCGCCACUGCCCGCGGGGCAAGCCGGCAAGGACCCCGCGCAGCCCGCGGGCGCAGGCGCGCCAGCAGCGGCGGGGGCUGGCGCGCCAGGCGCGGGCGGAAGCCUGCCGUCGCUGGCGGCGGUGGUGGAGCAAGCCGCGUCGCAGCCGCAAGGGGGGCUCGGUGGGCCUCCCUCCGCUGCUGGCGUGGCAGGGAAUGCUGGCGGCGGUGCAGCGGGAGCCGCCGCUGGCCCUGCGCCUGGUGCCUCCAGUGCUAUUGUGCUCGCCUCCAGCUCCAACUCCCAGGGAGCCCUCGUGCCACUCACGGCGCCUGGCGCUGCGGCUGCGGCUGCACCCUCCAAUGCCGUCACCGUGGCGGACAGGUACAAGCCCAGCGCGGCCAUAAUUCGCCGCCUGCCCAGCAAGUGGCCCAAGCCCGAGUGGCACCCGCCCUGGAAGAACUACCGCGUGAUCAGUGGGCACAUGGGGUGGGUGCGCUCGGUGGCCUUUGAGCCGGGCAACGAGUGGUUCUGCACCGGCUCUGCUGACCGCACCAUCAAGAUCUGGGAGCUAGCCACAGGCAAGCUGAAGCUGACUCUCACAGGGCAUAUCGAGCAGAUCAGAGGCCUGGCCGUGAGCCCCAAGUACCCCUACAUGUUCUCUGCGGGCGACGACAAGCUCGUCAAGUGCUGGGAUCUCGAGUACAACAAGGUGAUUCGUUCGUACCACGGGCAUCUGAGUGGCGUGUACUGCCUCGCGCUGCACCCCAUGCUGGAUGUGCUUCUAACGGGGGGGAGAGACUCCGUCUGCCGGGUGUGGGACGUGCGCACCAAGGCGCAGAUCUUUGCUCUCAGCGGCCACGACAACACCGUGUGCUCCGUGAUCGCCCAGGCCACUGACCCCCAAGUGAUCACGGGCUCGCACGACACCACUGUGAAGCUCUGGGACCUGGCUGCGGGCAAGGCCAUGUCUACUCUCACAUACCACAAGAAGUCCGUCAGAGCCCUUGCCAAGCACCCCUUCGAGAAGACGUUUGUGUCGGCGUCAGCAGACAACAUCAAGAAGUACAAACUGCCCAAGGGGGAGUUCCUGCACAACAUGCUCUCCCAGCAGCGCACCAUCAUCAACACGGCGGAUGUGAAUGAGGACAACGUGCUCGCGUCAGGAGGCGACAACGGGUCCAUCUGGUUCUGGGACUGGAAGAGCGGCCACAACUUCCAACAGACACAGACCAUCGUGCAGCCAGGGUCGCUCGACAGUGAGGCGGGCAUAUAUGCGAUGGGAUUCGACGUGACGGGCAAGCGGCUGGUGACGUGUGAAGCGGACAAGACCAUCAAAAUGUGGAAGGAGGAUGAAAAUGCCACCCCGGAAACGCAUCCCGUCAAUUUCCGGCCGCCCAAAGACAUGCGGCGCUUUUGAGUCAAAGGUUGUGUGCACAACAUGCAUAGCUAAUGAAUGGGUGUCAGGAUCAAGCCAUGUUUCAGGUACCUAGCAGCUUAAUACCCACUUUUUUUUGCUCGUGUAGUUGUGAUUGUGUACGUGGACUGGGUUCUAUUUUAUGAUUCGUGCAGAUGAUGGCACAUGGAAACGAUACUGCGCCAUGAAUUCCCUUCACAAGGUGUGAUGAAAGGCACUUCAUCAUAACAGGUUGACCUGAUCCAUUGGUUUUGUUAGCGUGCCUUCUCAAACGCGGAAU
Messenger RNA from Closterium sp. NIES-67, 1902 nucleotides. The record is from the annotation of a GenBank genome assembly. Lineage: Eukaryota; Viridiplantae; Streptophyta; Zygnematophyceae; Desmidiales; Closteriaceae.